AUGGCUGCAGCAUUUAUCCUUUCAGGGUUGGCCCUGGUGGGCAUGGCUCAGGCCCAUAUUGCGGCAUUUGCGAAGGGCAUGUACUGCGAGAACGGCACAGACCCUGCCAACCCGAAUCCCAACUCCAAUGCCCCCGUCUCGCCAUUGUACAACCUUACUCAGGAACAAUGGUGGUUUCAACACGAUCGAGGAUGUGAUGCUGUCCCUCCGCCUCCUGGAGUGUUCCUCGAGCUACCUGCCGGCGGCUCCUUCGACGUCGAGCUGGCCGACAACCAAGCCUUUACAACUCUGUCCUGGGGUGGUUCAAAGACUUCCGAAUGGCCAGAUGGGGGCGAUCACCCAGAGGACUGGAACGGUGGCGGUAUCGGCGAGGGCUGUAUCCAAGACGGAGGUUACAUGCACGUUCAGAACCAGAGCAUGGCCCAAGGCACUGCCUUUGCUAUUGCCUACGAGAGUGAUCUGACCGCCAUCACGAUGGAGGAUCUGGUUGUGUUUUCUGUUCUUGAGCACACUCCCUGGAAACGAGCAGCAACCUACCAGGUUCCAGCGGCAAUGCCUGCAUGCCCUGAAGGCGGAUGUCCCAAUAUCUAUAUGCAAGGCUUCAAGUGCAUGGUCACUGGUGCCACAUCCACAACUCCCCUCGCAAAGGCCAAACCACCCGUCAUGUGCGAUACCGAUCCUUCCGAAUGCGCCCCAGGAGCAAAGCAAAUGAUCGUGUGGAACCAGCUGACAGGAAACAACGUUGUGACGAAACUCUCACAAACGCCGGCUUACAAUGCACGUAACGGGUUCAAGCCAGGUCCACAGGAUGACAUCUUCGAGGGCGGUGCCUCUGCGCCUGAAGGACCGACAUCAUCCUCGACGACUGCCUCCAGUUCUGCUUCCAGCACAAUCUUCAUCUCGGCUACCGCCCCUGCAGAAACACAUGUUCAAUCCGUCUCGUCGACAACUAGCGCAGCUGGCACCUGGAGCUCUGAAUCUCGACCGGUAGUCCUGCCCACCUCGAGCUUCUUCUCCCUACCAUCCGCGUCGACCACCUUGGCGACAGUUGUGAAGGCAGCCUCAACGACAACCAACGCGGCUUCCGCGCCCACCCCUGUUGCACCUCUGUCCUCCCAUACCAUUGGCUGGGGCGGUCCUUCUGGGGAAAGCCCGGAAACGGUUACUGUUUCCGUGACUGUGACUGUUUCCGCUGGCGACUCCAUGCCUACUGGCUUGAAGCACUUCAAGGGGUGCUGGGUCGAGGACGACGAGUAG
Messenger RNA from Fonsecaea monophora, 1257 nucleotides. RefSeq lists its product as hypothetical. The coding region runs from base 1 to 1257 and encodes 418 amino acids. NCBI's taxonomy places the organism in Eukaryota, Fungi, Ascomycota, Eurotiomycetes, Chaetothyriales, Herpotrichiellaceae. The record is from RefSeq and is a predicted model, not a curated record. The transcript has 2 exons.